AUGGCUCAGCCCGCAGAGGCUAGCCUGGAUCUGCCAGAGCGUACGAAGGAAAAUAUCGAGACUGCGAUAACGGAGACUAAGGAGAAAAAGCCCAAGAAAGAAAAGGUCCCCAAACCGCCGAAGCAGCCCAAGGAGCCGAAGCCGGCAGCAGCGAAACCUGCCAAACCUGCAAAUGCAGCACCUUCGGCGCCGGCUGACCCAGAGGCGAUGUUCAAGGAAGGCUGGUUGGCAGCAGUGCGCAAGGAAAGGCCCGCAGAUGAACCGGUAGUGACGCGAUUUCCGCCCGAGCCCAACGGAUAUCUUCACAUCGGCCACAGCAAGGCGAUAGCAAUCAACUUCGGGUUUGCCAAAUUCCAUGGUGGCAAGUGCAACCUUCGCUACGACGAUACGAAUCCGGAGGCCGAAGAAGAGAUCUACUUCAUCGCCAUCGAAGAUAUCGUCCGGUGGCUUGGUUUUGACCCUGCCCUGAUCACUUACUCCAGCGACUUCUUCGACAGGCUGUACGAGCUGGCGGAGAAGCUAAUCACACUAAACGGCGCCUAUGUGUGUCAUUGCACAGAUGAGGAGCUCAAAGACCAGCGCGGAGGUACGGACCUGAAGAACAAGCAUGAGAGAUACGCCUGCAAACAUCGGGAUCGACCAAUCGAAGAGUCACUAGCUGAAUUCAGAGCCAUGAGAGAUGGCAAGUACAAGCCCAAAGAGGCCUUUUUGCGGAUGAAGCAGGAUCUAAGCGAUGGUAACCCCCAAAUGUGGGAUCUUGUCGCCUACCGCGUCCUCGAGAAGCCCCAUCACCGUACUGGUGACAAAUGGAGAAUCUAUCCUACAUACGACUUCACCCACUGUUUGUGCGAUAGCUUUGAAGGCAUCACCCACUCACUGUGUACGACCGAGUUCAUAUUGUCGAGGGUCUCCUACGAGUGGCUGAACAACAAAGUUGACGUCCCUCACAAGCCCAUGCAGAGAGAGUAUGGCCGGCUGAAUGUCACGGGAACAGUGCUCUCUAAGCGGAAGAUCAAGAAACUGGUGGAUGAAAAGAUCGUCAGCGGGUGGGACGACCCGAGACUAUACACACUUGUUGCCCUGAGGCGACGGGGUGUACCGCCCGGCGCCAUCCUGUCCUUCGUUAGCGAGCUCGGAGUCACGACAGCCACCAUCAACAUUCAGAUCGUACGGUUCGAACAGUCAAUACGCAAGUACUUGGAGAUGACUGUCCCUCGUCUCAUGCUUGUGCUGGACCCUGUACCCGUCAUCAUCGACGACCUACCCGACGAUCACUAUGAAGAGCUCGAAAAUACCUUCGGUCCCAAAGACGUUGACAUGGGCACCCACAAAUUACCGUUCACCAAAAAAGUGUACAUCGAGCGGGACGAUUUUCGAGAGGUGGAUAGCAAAGACUUCUUCCGCAUGGCACCAGGAAAACCCGUGGGUCUAUUGAAGGUUCCUUACCCGGUCAUCGCCACCAGCUUUAAGAAGGAUGAAACCACCGGCCUGGUGACUGAGAUUCAUGCCAAGUACGAUAGGCCACCAGAGGGAGAGAAGCCCAAGAAGCCAAAGGCAUAUAUUCACUGGGUUGCGGACGCACCCGAGCACGGCUCGCCGAUAAAGUGUGGAGUCCGCGUCUUCAACCCUCUUUUCAACUCGGACAACCCAGAUGCUGUCGAGCCAAGCUUCCUGGCGGAUAUUCGAGAAGAUAGCCUGAAAGUGUAUCCCGAUGCAUUGGCCGAGGUUGGAUUGAAAGAGAUUCGGGCACGAGCGGCCUGGCCGGAGGAAGCAGGGGAGAAAAAGGAGAAAUGUGGACUUGAGUCGGUGAGAUUCCAGGCCAUGAGAACUGGCUACUUCUGUCUAGACAAGGAUACGGAUGACGCAGCGGGGAAGAUUGUGUUGAACCGGAUCGUCAGUCUGAAGGAGGAUGCUGGAAAGAGUGCUUGA
Cladophialophora yegresii CBS 114405 is the source of this 1929-nucleotide messenger RNA. Its product is annotated as glutaminyl-tRNA synthetase. Lineage: Eukaryota; Fungi; Ascomycota; Eurotiomycetes; Chaetothyriales; Herpotrichiellaceae. The record is from RefSeq and is a predicted model, not a curated record. The coding region runs from base 1 to 1929 and encodes 642 amino acids. Gene Ontology annotation, molecular function: ATP binding; glutamine-tRNA ligase activity. Gene Ontology annotation, biological process: translation; glutaminyl-tRNA aminoacylation. The transcript has a single exon. Gene Ontology annotation, cellular component: cytoplasm; cytosol.